This is a messenger RNA of Prionailurus viverrinus (fishing cat), 6153 nucleotides long. It is a transcript of the gene OTUB2, whose product is annotated as OTU deubiquitinase, ubiquitin aldehyde binding 2. Gene Ontology annotation, biological process: protein K48-linked deubiquitination; negative regulation of double-strand break repair. NCBI's taxonomy places the organism in Eukaryota, Metazoa, Chordata, Mammalia, Carnivora, Felidae. The coding region runs from base 579 to 1529 and encodes 316 amino acids. Gene Ontology annotation, cellular component: nucleus. The record is from RefSeq and is a predicted model, not a curated record. Gene Ontology annotation, molecular function: ubiquitin binding; cysteine-type deubiquitinase activity. The transcript is spliced from 5 exons.
GGAUUUCCAUUCCCAGAAAUCCCCAAUAACCCCAACCUUUCACCUGCGUGCCGUGGCGUAACUUGGCUCCUUGGGUUGUUUGUGUGCAGGUACCGGGCCUCCCAUCUUAAAUUCAACAACACGUGGCUUUAACACCAGUUCCUCUUCCGUUAUUUUCGUGCUGAGAUCAGAGCCGUUCCGGGGGGUGGGCUGGAGGCAGGGAUGCGUCUCCCACUUGUCUGGGCAGGAACAGCAUGAGGCAGGGAGGAGGCUGGCAGGGAGUUGGCUACUGAAACGGAGAGGUCUCUUGCCCUUACCGCUCCCCUGCAGAUUUCUUCCCGGCAGAGCCCCGCCUCUGGGUUGGAGCGGACCGACCGACUCCUUCCGAGCUGCAGUGUGGACUGUGACCGGUAGGUGGCGCCUCUGCCAGAGGUUCUCACUUGUUUCUGGCUUGUCGGACAGCGCUCGGGGCAAGCUGGACGGUCAGGAAUUGUUGGCAAACAAAAGAAAGAAUGAAUGAGGCAGGAAGGACAGGAGACGAGGGGACACCUCGUGCUCCAGCAUGAAGGCUUACUAGGUUUGAGGGGUGAUGCUCUAAAAUGAACCCAGCCGGAAGUUAUUUGAUGGGGCGGACCCCGACUCCCUUGUCCAGGGAACAGGGCAUCCAGGACGCUGGGAGCAUCCUCACGCGUGCCUUUUGUGGGAAGGUAACGUUCACUAGGUCACGUGACCAGCAGCUCGGAGGCUUCCUCCUUGGUGGAAGUCCAUCAGUUGCUUUGAAAUGGUCACAGCUUUGCUGCUUUUUCUUUCAGAGUGAAACAUCUUUCGACCUAAUAUCAGAAAAAUGUGACAUUCUGUCAAUUCUUCGGGAUCAUCCUGAAAACAGGAUUUACCAGAGGAAAAUCCAGGAACUCAGCAAGAGGUUCACUGAGAUCCGCAAGACCAAGGGGGACGGCAACUGCUUCUACCGGGCCUUGGGCUAUUCCUACCUGGAGUCUCUGCUGGGGAAGAGCAGGGACAUCCUCAGGUUCAAAGAGCGCGUCCUGCAGACCCCAAAUGACCUUCUAGCUGCCGGUUUUGAAGAGCACAAGUUCCGAAACUUCUUUAAUGCUUUUUACAGCGUGGUGGAACUCGUAGAGAAGGACGGCUCGGUGUCCAGCCUGCUGAAGGUGUUCAAUGACCAGAGCACCUCAGACCGAAUCGUGCAGUUUUUGCGCCUGCUCACCUCGGCCUUCAUCAAGAACCGCGCGGACUUCUUCCGACACUUCAUCGAUGAGGAGAUGGACAUCGAGGACUUCUGCACUCACGAAGUGGAGCCCAUGGCCAUGGAGUGUGACCACAUCCAGAUCACAGCCCUGUCUCAGGCACUGAACAUCGCCCUACAGGUGGAGUACGUGGACGAGAUGGACACGGCCCUGAACCACCACGUGUUCCCCGAGGCUGCCACCCCUUCCGUUUACCUGCUCUAUAAAACAUCCCACUACAACAUCCUUUAUGCAGCCGAUAAAUGUGAAUUACUUCUAGGACACGCAGUGGAGCCUGCCACCUAACGGGACUACAUUCCAAACGGAACAUUCGGACUUUUCACUUUUUUAAAGCAACUUAGACUACAGUUAGAAAACGUACAGCCUUUUGGGCCAAGUGGCCGGCAAUGUGGCCCACCCGUCACGGACUGUGGUAACUUGGUGAUAUUCUUAGUAUUUAUUGUCAUGGAGGAUCAAAUGCUUUCUAACUCAGGGCUACAAAGCCAGAAUCCCUGGCUCUGCUCUCAGGUCCCUGAGACCCUGGGGAGGUCACCUCCCCUCUCUGGGCCUGUUUCUUCAUCUGGACAAGGAUGCUGCCAGUGCUGACAUUCCGCACUCUUCUGCCUUCGACAUUCUGCAUUCUUCUGAAAAGAGGGCCCUCUGGUGUCCUUUUCACCAGGGGUGGUACCUCUCUGUCGGGAGGAAAAGCUCAAGAUCGGCCGUCCUCGGUGACUUACCAGUUCCACAAAAAAGAAUCCAGUCCAGUCAGCUUUUGGACUGGACUGUGGUGGAUGGCCGACUGAAGCACUGGCCAGUUGAGGCCAACCUGAACGUAAGGACUUCAGCAUGGUUCCAGACAUUCACGAUGGGCCUGUUCCCUCCCCCUAACUCGAGGGGGAAAAAAAGACUUUAUGGCAAAGUCUAGAAAGGGGCCUUCAGCAUGAAGCUCAAGUUGUUGUGGCCCCUCUACCUCUCUCACUCAGGUCCAGGACUGCCUGCCCCUGGGCAGGCCCUUCAGGAUUCAGCAGCCAGCGCCACCUUAGCACAGGCUCAAGGAACACUGGGGUCUGGGACCAGGAAGUGGUCUCACCAUCCCCAUCACAGCCUGGAAGUAGAACCCAGAUAAUCCUCCAGGUGGAGACCCCACACGCAGCCACAGACUCCAGCUGGGCAGGGCAGACGAGUUUUGCAAGGCUGUCUGUGGCUUUUCUUUUUCCCCCUUCUUGGUUUGUGGGCUGGCGGGAAAUCAGGUGGGAAAGAAUGGAGACAAGACAAGGAAAUGGGGAGUGGGGGAGAUUUCUGUUGUGGAAACUGCCUGGAAGCCUAGAGCCCUGGCUGGCAGUUGCCUCCUUCAUCCGCCUGGACCUGCCCCUUAACACCUUGUCACCUUGCUGCCCCGGGACCUCAAAGAGCCCUGGUUGACUUGGGGUACAGGUGGCGAGCUCUUACAGGGGGUACUUCCCUGACCCAAGGACUUUGCUCGCAGGUUCCAUUCUGCAGGGAUUCGGGAGAAUCCACUGGUGCUACAGUGCAUGUCUGUUGCCAGCCAGACCGUGCACAGAACUAGGCAGCAGGCUGCUCCGAGGUGGGGCACACAGACUUCUGCCUUUGUGAAGACAGAUGUGAGGGUGCUUUAAUUCCAGGCAGGGACCCUGGUUCCCCUGUAGCCCUUAGCUCGAGUUUAAACCCAAGGGCUCACGCUCAGUGAUUAUGUCACCUUUCCACAGGAAUGUAAAGCUGACCUUGAUCUCUGAAUUGGUUAUGUGCCACCCUGCCAGGGUCUAUGACCAAUACACCGGAAGAAGGGGGAUGGGAAGGAGGACAUUACAGGACUUGUGACGAUCAGGAUCACCAUAUUCAAACUGAAGGGUAUGAAUACAGUACCGAGCUGAAUGGCCCUGCUCCGAGGGGCUGCGAGAUGGCCCGGGCCUCCAGCUGGGCUCUCGGGCACAGCAUUAGUAGCACUGGCUGCCACUUCUCAGGAUGUGUGGUGUCUUCACAAGAGCAGAUUUCUCUUUGGCAGACCGGCUGGACAAAUUCCCUCUCAGACUUCCUAUUCUGUGCUUCCAGGUCUGAGAGUCCGCCAGUGCUCCUAUGGGACCCUCUUCCCAGGAGAGAUCCUACUAGUUUAGAAUCAGAACGUUAGAGAAAGGCAAACGGUGCUCAUGCUCUUACUCUGCGCUCUCCCCUUUUUUCCCAAAACCACUGGCCCAAGCCAAGCCAUGGCUUGCUUCCUUCAUGUCUGCACUCAGAUCUUCUAUGAAGGCAAAGCACCAGUGGAGAAAGGAAGUUGCAGAAUUCAGUAACUUGUUAAAAUCCAGUCAUUCAUGGAAAUCACUUGGCCUGUCUGCAGCAGCCAGUCAUGCUGGCAUGACUUUUCUGGAUAAUUCUCCACCCCACCUCACAAAGCCAUCUCUUUCCAAACUAAAAUCAGGCAGGGAAGUUGCUUUGAGAGUCUGUCCUUGCAACUGCACAUUUAUUACUUUCUUUCCAAAGGGAACUUUAUAAAUGGGAAUGUUUAACAACAAAAAGAACAAACUGUCCUUGCUUUUAACUAGGUUCCUAUUUUAAGCACAAAGGGGCUCUGUACCCAGACUGCCUGGGUUCAAAUCCCACCUUUUCACUUACGAGCUAUUUGACCUCGGCCAAGUACUUCACCUCUCUGAGCUCCAAUUCUCACACUGGUGAAACAAACAAUACCUACACGUCACAGGAUCACUGGUUAAAGUGGAACAAGACUGUGAGGAGAGCUUUGAGACCUGACACAGUGCUCUACAAGUAGGGGAGCGGUGGAACUCUUGCUGCAAUGUGGAGAAAUGCCACCUUAGGAUGGAAACUGGCUUCCCAAAAGGGAAGUGUCAGGAAACAGUAGACAAGGCCAAGAAACGUUCUCACCCCGGGCAAAGUGGGGGCAGGAGCUGUGACUGAGUAGCUGCCCUGGGUGGGGGAGCCCAGGUCCUGUGGGGUAUUGGCCAGGCCCGACAGCUUCUCCAGCACUGGGUGGAAACGUUUUCUUAGCAUUAAAAUGGUUUCCGUGACAACUUUUGUCCUAGUUUCUUAGUAUUUGGUACCUGGCAUGCAGUGAAGAUCAGCUCUCCCACAGGGCUUCUGUGUAUGAGUAAAUCAGCAGGGGAGAGGGGCUCCUCCUCUAGAGGAAGGUCCAGAUACUCAGGAUGUUCUGCCCUUGAACUGGAGGUGCCAAAGAAACCACAGGACUCUCCAAAGCUUUACCUCAAGUCAGAACUGCUUGGGAGGCUAACCUUCUCUUUUAAAACCUACCCCUUUAGGGGCACUCAGUCGGUUGAGCGUCCAAUUUCAGCUCGGGUCAUGGUCUCAGUUGGUGAGUUCGAGCCCCGCGUUGGGCUCUGUGCUGACAGCUCGGAGCCGGGAGCCUGCUUCCGAUUCUGUGUCUCCCUCUCUCUGCUCCUCCCCUGUUCGCACGCUGUCUCUCUCUCAAAGAUAAAGAUUAAAAACAAAAACCUACCCCUUUAACAUAUCACCCCACCAAAAAAUGAAAAGAAUCUCCUGUUAGGAGACAAGGACAGGAUGUCAACAGACAUCAGUGGAUCUGUCUGUGAUCCAUUCACGACUCAGGUGCUAUGAUUCCUUAAACCUGUUUAAACCUCCCCUGUACUAUUCAGAUAAUGGAGAGUCCCCUGCCUCUUCCAACAGCUGUCACUCAAGAACUGAUCUGUCAGACUAGGACUGUUUUCUACUACAAUCUCCUCUCCAGGUGACUGGUGACCCUGGGGAGACAUUCCUUGGCAACACUGCUGUCUGUCCUUUUAAGACUGAAGCAGUUUUCUGAACUUGUCCUGAGCCCAUAAGUUAAUACUCACAGUUCUAACCCCAGGUCUGCCACCUGGCUGCUCUGCGAUCCUGAGCACGUCUUAAGUGCUCAGUAUCCACCUUCUCAACUACAAAAAGGUACUGGGACUUGUAUCUCAGGACCUUGUCACGUUAAAUGAUAAAAUGGAUGAAAGUGCCUACUGGCGUUUAGUACUUGGUCAACACUCAAUGAUCCCCGAUUUUGAGUUCAGGCCAGCUGUCCCGCUGCAGUUACACAGCGGGGCUGAGAGAACGCCGCCGCCAUCCUGCCAACCUUGUCAACCGUGAAGCCGAGGAGACACCUGUUUAGAAGCCCAGGCUUAGCUGUGAAGAAAUCUAUGCUUCUCUGGCAAUUGUGGCUAUUUACCCAGACUAAGCCAGAGAAAGCUCGGGUGGCACCAAAGGUCACCAGUUCCCUCAGCAGGUACUUACACGAUGCCCUGACCUAAGCCCCAGGGCUGCAAGGGAUCAUAAAAACAGCCUAUGCUGUCAAGGAGCUUGGCAGAGACAAUACAAUGUGCCACGUGCUAGGAAGAGGGUGAGCACGGCUACUGUGGGAGCCACAGGACGCUAUGUCCUCCUGGGGGCUCAGGGACCCAAAGUACACACCGCAGUGCUCAGGGACGGGAAAGGAAAGCAGGCGGAGGGACAAGCUUGUAUAAAAGGCUCAGGAUAAGGGAAGCGGCACGUGGGACCCACGGGCAACAAUCCGUUCAGUCACACAGAGGAGGGGAGCGAAAAGGCGGGAGAAACCGGCUAGCACCAGAGCCCGAGUGCCUCGCAAUGCCAGACUCGGCACGCUGUCACUGGCCUCCCACAAGUGGCUCUGACGUUAAGGAAGCCUGUAUUCUCUUGAAACCCGAGGAUGGCAGCCUCUUCCCUGCCCAUCUUGCAGAGUGGCUCAGACAAGGCAAAAGCUGAGUGAGCGGUAGAGGGCUAAAGAGCCGUUAGGGGUCUGCUGUGGAGAAAAGCAGCAACACAAGCGAAGGCGUACUGCUCCAUCCACACCGUCCAGUGGGACGACACACACCCCACAUGCAGCCUGCAGCCAAAGGAUUAGCGUGGCUACGUUCCAGCUAAAAACUCAGGAUACCAUGCUGGU